Molecule: messenger RNA, 1275 nt
Organism: Effrenium voratum
Lineage: Eukaryota; Dinophyceae; Suessiales; Symbiodiniaceae
Source: the annotation of a GenBank genome assembly
GUCUUGGGUCUUUGGGAGCAUUGGUGUCGAAGGUUGGUGUCCAAUCUGGCCUGUUGCUUCCUCUUGGCGCCCUUUUUGCCGGAGGUGAUGGUGUUACCUUUGAAUGUCAAAGGCGUUACUCACAACAUCCCUCACUUGCGGAAGAACAGCCUGCUGGACGGCCUCAUGGAGUUGCCCUUCUGGCAUCCAGGACGCUACGUGCACACCACCCAGUUCGAUGCCGUGUUCUGCGGCGUCAUUCUCUUAAACACCUUCGUGAUGGCCCUGGAGAUGCAGUACAUGGGCCUUCAGCGGGGCUACGAGUUGGGCUUCCCCAACUUCGUGCAACCUGCGAGCCGAAGCCUCAAGGCAGAGGUCGUCUUUGGCGUCAUCUACCUCCUUGAGCUGAUUAUCAAGCUCAUAGGAUUUAAGAUGCGCUUCUUCAAGGAGUGGUGGAAUUGGUUUGAUGGGAUCCUGGUGGUCAUGUGGCUGGCGGAAUUCACCCUGCGGGACGUGAUCCAAAUGGACGGCGCGAUUUUGCGAAUGAUGCGCAUGGCGCGGCUCUUGCGGCUCAUACGUUUGGUGAAGACCAUCCAAGGCUUCGACGCACUCUACAUCAUGACCACCGCCCUGAUGGGCAGUACGGUUUGCCUCUUUUGGUCCUUUAUGCUUCUCAUGACGGUGCAAAUCAUGAUCGCCUUCUUCUUGAACGAAUCCUUGGAGACCUACUUCCAAGACAAGACCAAGCCGGUUUCAGAAAAGCUGCAGGUCUUCGAGUAUUUUGGAACCACAGCUCGGGUCAUGCUCACCAUGUUCGAGCUCACGCUCGCGAACUGGCCAGUGGCGGCCCGCAUCUUGCAAGAGAAUGUCACAGAGUACUACUCAAUUUUCUCGGUCGCCUACAAGCUCAUCAUCGGCUUUGCGGCAGUGGGCAUCAUCAACGGCGUGUUUAUGCAGGAGACAUUCAAAGUGGCGGCGUCCGACGACAAGCUGAUGAUGAGACAGAAGGAGAGAGACCGCUGGCUUCACACGAAGAAGAUGAGGGUCUUGUUCCAGGCCGCUGACGAGUCUGGUGAUGGCUAUUUGGAUCGUGAAGAGUUCCUCGAAAUCAUGAACAUUCCGGAAGUCAGGCCGGGCAGAGUACCCACCAUGCCGGCCUUUUUCAAUUGGGAUUCCCACGGCAUGGGCAAACCUGAGUGUUGCUGCAACAUGAUGUCUAGCAUCCCCCAUACCUACAAGUGUGCCAGACGGCCCUCGUCUACCCAUGCAAUACAGGUUGCUGCCAGUAGUUUGUGA